Molecule: messenger RNA, 1320 nt
Organism: Macroventuria anomochaeta
Lineage: Eukaryota; Fungi; Ascomycota; Dothideomycetes; Pleosporales; Didymellaceae
Product: tRNA pseudouridine synthase B
Exons: 2
Coding region: 17-1102 (361 amino acids)
Biological process (GO): tRNA modification; mRNA pseudouridine synthesis
Cellular component (GO): mitochondrion
Molecular function (GO): RNA binding; pseudouridine synthase activity
Source: RefSeq, a predicted model, not a curated record
GAACAUUCGAAAAGGGAUGGUACUUGAAGGGAUAUUCGCUGUUGCCAAACCGGCACAUGUCUCGUCUGCAGAAGUGCUAGAGAAGCUCCAAGCGAUCUUCGCGUCAUCUCAAACCUUCGCACCGCUUCUGCGCCAUCAACCUCAAAGAACCAGCAAGAGCGAUGACCAGGUGUUCAAGAUGGGUCACGGCGGCACGCUGGACCCACUAGCUGCAGGCGUAAUCAUUGUCGGCAUUGGUCGAGGCACGAAGCAGCUGCAAAAGUACCUUGCCUGCACCAAGUCCUAUGAUACGACUGUCCUUUUUGGUGCGAGUACGGACUCGUAUGAUUGUACGGGAGUUGUUGCUGAGCGAGUACAUUGUGAGCAUAUUACUAAGACGUUGGUGGAAGCGAAACUCGCGCAAUUCAGAGGGGACAUCUUGCAGGCCCCACCGAUAUAUUCGGCUCUGAAGAUCAAUGGCAAGAAGGCGUGUGAGUAUGCGCGCAAGGGUCAAGAGCUUCCAAGGCAGCUCGAAAGCAGAGAGAUGCACGUCGAUGAUUGUACACUGCUGGAGUGGUACGAGCCCGGCCAACAUGGGUUCAGUUAUCCCGGAAACAAGGAGCCAGCUGCCGCACCGGCAGCACGUAUACGCCUUACUGUGUGUUCCGGCUUCUAUGUCCGAAGCUUUGCGCACGAUCUUGGCAUUGCCUGCCAGUCGAGAUCUCAUAUGGCGACAUUGUUACGAACGCGGCAAGCCACGUACACGACCUCUGAUCCACCAGAGUCGCCCGAUUUGAUGCCAGCAAUUACAUUUGCGGACCUCGACUCUGGAGAAGAGAUAUGGGGCCCAAAGAUACGGCCGCAGCUGGAGUCUUGGGUAGCUGCAAACCCUGUGGCUACAGGGCACGUCAAUGGUCGGAGUGAAGAGACAAGGCAGAGAAAGGCUGCAGAACAAGGCGAAAGACCGAAGCAAAGAUUCCGAGGAGGUUUUGUCGCUGACACCAAGCAAGAGAGGAUAAAGCAGCAAGGUGGCAAGUACAAGGGCAAAUGGAGCCGGAAGGCCGCUACUGGCGGGCCUUUCCAAGAACCAGCAACAAAGCCGGUCGAAGACACAGCGGCGUAAUUGCAGCAAGUUUAUUCCUCAUGUCAAAAUCGCACCUGGAUGAACACUCUUGCUCAGGGUGUGUACAGCCAUGGUUUCUCGCCACCCUCCUCUUUCCACUUCCUUAACGCCCUCCGGUUGUACAAUACAUACGCCAAUUCUUGUACGAUGACGAAGAAUAUACCGACUGCAACCAUGAUGAUCUGUAUUCUCAAUUCUUUGCUGUCAAACGGCAGAUC